CCAGAUUCGGUUUGGCAGCGGAGCUUCAAUGCCUGUCAAUCGCUGUCCAUUGCUAGAACCCAUGCAUCAUUGCCCCGUUGUCGUUAAUUAGAAUCUUCAUAGGCAUGUUCGGUGAUCAAUUUGUAGGAAGAAUCUCCCUGGAUUUGGAAUGACGUUGUGGGUGAGCAAGAGACGUUUCUCGGAGGGCCUUACAAAAGAGCUUUCGCAUGCAACGACCAAUUGAGAAUCCGUUGCGACGCCGGGGUGGGAAUCAUCACAGCCACUCUCCUCGCUCUCCUCUGCUGCCUUUUGCUGCUUUCGAUCAGGAUUAUGGAGAUAGACCCGGCCAAAUAAGCCACGCCAAGCUGGUCUCUACGGCGCAGCGCACAACCUUACCAGCUGCCCUGCCGUCUGGUGUCUGUGUACCUCAGCCCCGGCGGGUUUUCCCCCCCAUGAGAACUAGACUCUGGAAAGUCCUCCUUACGAACGACGGACUCUCUACCCUCUUCAUCCUACUACCUACAUUGGUCCUUGUGCAUACCCUCAUUCUUCAUAACUGCCUCUUCGCUGUCACGAAGAGCCCCACGAACUCGCUACUCGAACACCGCGCGGCUGGAAGCAGCGGCCUCAAUACCCUCCCCAAACCACAUUCGGCGAGUUAUCCAUCUGUAGCUCGGAUUUAGCGGGUGCGACCGCUCUGGGCUGGUGUAGCUUGCUUGCGCUCCACUUUCUUUCCCACUCUUUCGCUUCUCUUCUGACUUCAUUGACCUUCGAGAGCUUCUGUGUGCACUUUUUUGGUUAUCGGACUGUGAGGGAAGGAAGAAGGAACAGACGGAACGCAAAGGGGUCAC
Aaosphaeria arxii CBS 175.79 is the source of this 830-nucleotide messenger RNA. RefSeq lists its product as uncharacterized. NCBI's taxonomy places the organism in Eukaryota, Fungi, Ascomycota, Dothideomycetes, Pleosporales. Bases 207 to 662 code for a protein of 151 amino acids. The record is from RefSeq and is a predicted model, not a curated record. The transcript has a single exon.